UAGCUUGGAACAUGCUGGUUUCCGAGUCUUAGCCACGCGCUCUAUUAAAAGGCUAGCAAGCGUGUAACGCGGCAGCCUUCACCGUUUGACUACGGAAAUUUCCUGAAUGGAUCUUGCAUCAUGCUGCACAUAACCUUCGGCUAAGUUUGUUUGCCUGGUGGAAGGCUAAUACUUGCCGAAGCGGAGCCCUGGCUGUUCAGUGAUCGGUAACACUACCCACAUCUACGUGUACUACACUCACAGUAGAGCCUCCGCGUUGUUGUAGUUGACUCACAUAUACGGCCAUAAAGUAGGCCUACUUAUACCCUACUAUACGAAAAUGGAGGUUAACUCGAAGGAGACCGAGGCGAUGACUGGCUCCGAACAGGAGAAAAUAGACCCGAAGGACGUGCCAUGGUGGACGUCUAGUCGCUUGGGGCUCGCUGUGAUCGGUUUUUUUGGAUUCAUCAAUGUGUACGCGUUGCGUGUGAACAUGAGCGUGGCGAUCGUAUGUAUGGUCAAUGGGACGGCGCUGGAAUUGCUGAAUCCAGACAACAAAACUAACGUCACCGAUGAGAUUGAUAGCGGCUGUUUGAGCCGCAAGUCAGGGACAGCCGGGAAUUUAAAGGAUGGCGAGUUUUUGUGGAACAAAACCACCCAGGGACUAGUUCUGGGCUCGUUUUUCUGGGGCUACCUUGUCACGCAGAUCCCUGGGGGAUGGGUGGCCACCCGAAUUGGCGGGAAGCGGGUGUUUGGCUGGACAAUGUUCGCCGCUGCCAUCCUCACCCUACUGACACCUAUCGCUGCUCAGACGAGUUACAUCUUCCUCAUUGUCAUCAGAAUCCUAUUAGGUCUGGCCACGGGCGUGGCUUUCCCCGCUAUGCACGCCAUAUGGGGUCAUUGGUCGCCAGUCAUGGAGCGCAGCAAACUGACCUCCUUCACUUACGCUGGUGCUCAGAUUGGUAACGUGAUCACGUUUCCUCUGGCCGGAAUGCUCUGUCAGUAUGGGUUCGCUGGGGGCUGGCCGUCUAUAUUUUACGUCCUGGGAGCCGGCACCAUUGUCUGGUUCAUCGCCUGGAUGCUUCUAGUCACCGACUACCCGCAGGACCAUAAGAGAAUCUCGGACAUCGAGCGUAGAUACAUUCUUCAGGGAUUGAAAGACUCUGUCCAGACUCAUAAAAAACACAAGGUGCCUUGGGUGCGGAUGUUCACGUCACUUCCGGUUUGGGCGAUCGUUGUUUCUAACACGUGCUCCGACUGGGGUAACUACACGCUGCUGACCGGCAUACCGACAUAUAUGAAUGAAGUCCUGAAAUUCGAUAUCACAUCGAACGGGUUGUAUUCGGCGCUUCCAUACAUCGGCUUUUGGCUAGGUAUUAAUGUAUCUGGUUAUCUGGCUGACCUGGUCCGAACGCGUGGAAUUCUCUCAACAACGUGGACAAGAAAACUUUGGGAUGCCUUUGGUAAGGUCAUCCCUGCCAUCAUGCUCAUCGCUUUGGGGUAUCUGGAAUGUACCCAGUCAGCAACUGCAGUCGGCCUCCUCGUCCUGGCUGUGGCCCUGACCGCCCCUAUCUUCAGCGGUUACACCGUCAACCACGUGGACAUUGCCCCUGCUUACGCGGGUGUCCUGUUCGGAAUCUCCAACUCGGUGGCCGCUUUGACCGGAUUUGUCUCGCCUGUCGUGACCGGCAUUCUCACACCAGAUCAAACCCGUGAGCAGUGGCUAUCUGUAUUUUACAUCAGUGCAGCCAUCUAUAUCGUGGGUGCCAUUUUCUACCUGCUUUUUGCCUCCGGAGAGCUUCAGGAAUGGGCAAGGGACAAAGAUUCACCCGAAGUGGAGGAAAUGAUUGACAAAGAUGGCGUAGAACUCGUAGACAUGAAGAGACAAGUAGUCGCUUGAUUCAGUCGUAUUGCUAAAAGAGAUAAAAACGUUGUUAAGAAUUGUAUACGGUGACAAGCAAAAUGAUCCUAGCCGUAGCUGGUAGAAAACCAACCAAAGAGUUACACGAGUGCCGUCUGCACUAGUUACCACUGGUGGAUGCAAGUCGCUGGCGAUAUCAAGGAGCAGACUAGAAGACAGGAAGUUGAAAACUCCCGGUUUAAUGUGAACUUUUUGUGGGACAUUUGGCUCACGUUCCACUUUGAGGAGCCUAGUCAUGGAGUUGGGGACAAAGUAGACAUCUGAAGCGUGUGCUGUGGAGUUAACAUUGAAUUGCUAAGCCACAUAUGUUGAUACAGGGUUAAGACAAGUACUUUUUAGCUGAGAAUGAUGUUUAUUUUUAGCUGGAUAAAAUAAACAGCGAAUUGUUGCGAAGCAAACAUUAAUACAUGUAGACCGUUUAUUUUUAGCUAGAUACAAAAAAGAGAAGCUUGGGGCAAAUUUGAUAAGAAUGUGACCGUCUUUAACACAUAUCGUCGAAAUAACUUGUUACAUGGAUGUCUGUAAAGAUCUCGAUGGCUACAGUUUAUCAGCAAUGAGCCAUUUGCAUGAGGCAGCGUUGUAUACUGUUCAGCAUUCAGGGAUAUUCCCACGGAAUAUUGUACGACGGGUUGGAGUGUAUAUACAACAUGAAAGUUUUCAUAAGAAACAAGAAAUGAACAAUUUAUAUAAGGCUGUGAAUAAGACAGGAUACUUUGAAGGGUAUGUAGUGUACAUACAAAAUGUACAAUUUCAUGCAAAUGUAUAAAAGCUUUCAAAUGAAAAUGAAAAAUGAGCCAUUUAAACGACCCCUAUAUAAGGUUGUGUUUAAAAAUAGUUAGCUUUCUGGACUACUGAGAUUAAGAAACUGAUAUUUGGCCCAUGCUUUAGCUGUCGUACGAAGGCCGUAUCAGGGUUUUGAAGCGUCAAUCUUUAGGCCUAUAAAUGAAGAAUACUAGCCGGCUUGCCGGUCCAUUGCUAGAUCACAACCAAGCAUUGGAACUAGACUGUUACAAGUACCAGGUUGUAUGGUCGCAGAUAGCCAGUACAUGCUUGCAUCAUCUACAAAAAUGUCCCAAAACUUUGUAUACGGUCAGCUCCCCCCCCCCCCCCUCCACCCUUCCAAAUUUUAUCCAAUACCACUACAGGCCAACCACCGUUCCCCUCAUCUCGAAUCUCCAAGUCUAUAUGUGCCUUAGCAACAAAACCACAGAACAUCCUCCCAAAUUAAACUUCAGGGAAAUCUUUGGUUGAAUACAAAAGGGAAAUUGAAGCAGGGAAUUUGGCCGCAGGCAUCAGUUCACCACAUUGCAUUAAAAUCGUCUAUUUUGUUCUGUUUUUCUGUUUUUAGCUCGCCUGCACGAAGUAAGUAUUGUGAG
Molecule: messenger RNA, 3276 nt
Organism: Liolophura sinensis
Lineage: Eukaryota; Metazoa; Mollusca; Polyplacophora; Chitonida; Chitonidae
Product: sialin-like
Exons: 10
Coding region: 320-1879 (519 amino acids)
Biological process (GO): transmembrane transport; monoatomic anion transport
Cellular component (GO): membrane
Molecular function (GO): transmembrane transporter activity
Source: RefSeq, a predicted model, not a curated record